AUGGCUGUGGAGGAGUGUGAGGAGAAUGUGGGGAAGCUGAGGAAGCUGAGAUUCGAGGCGGAGAACAAGUUUGACGCGACGCAUGCGAUGGGGGAGAAGAUGAAGGAGAAGAUGGCCGAGUGUGAGGAGACCACCGCCAAGAACGCUGCUGAGCGGGAGAAGGAGAAGAGCGAACUGAUGGCACAGGUACAUGAGCUGGAGAACAAGGUGAAGGAGCUGCUCAAGGCAUGCUCACAAUGCCUCCUGUUUCCUCUGUGUGUCCCUCUCUCCCCUUCCAAUGCAGUGGCACAGGUACAUGAGCUGGAGAACAAGGUGAAGGAGCUGCUCAAGGCAUGCUCACAAUGCCUCCUGUUUCCUCUGUGUGUCCCUCUCUCCCCUUUCAAUGCAGUGGCACAGGUACAUGAGCUGGAGAACAAGGUGAAGGAGCUGCAAGCGAAGCUGGGCAUCAGUGAGGACAGCAGCACCAGUGAUGACACCAGCAGUGACGGCAACACCAGUGACAAGUAA
Messenger RNA from Closterium sp. NIES-65, 507 nucleotides. The record is from the annotation of a GenBank genome assembly. NCBI's taxonomy places the organism in Eukaryota, Viridiplantae, Streptophyta, Zygnematophyceae, Desmidiales, Closteriaceae.